GCUACCUAGCGUGUGAGCUCUUCGGCUAGCUUAGCGUGAGCAUGAGUGAACUGACGGGCUGCACACAGUCCGCUGACUCUGCGUCGAGGAAACGGUGUCCAUCACCCGACCAGGAUGAGGGCAGCGCGAUUCCCAGCAAGUCGGCAAAAGUAAGUGACGCACCAGACGCGGCGCGGGUGAGUUCAGAAACUUGCAAAAACAGUGAAGCCGAGAGUAAAGAAACAGCUGGAAGCCAGUCGAAAGAGAGGGAGAAGGAGUCAGCAGCAGCCGUGCAGAAGGAUCAGAGUUCAGACGGUGCAAAUGGCACCAGCUCACUGCCUGUCAACAACUCCAGCACGGAUGCCAGCAACUCAGAGAAGCCAGAGUCAUCAGAUGCACCCAUGGGGUCUGCAGGUGGAAAGAAAAACGCAGCCAAGACAGAGCCCUCGAAGUCCUCGAUUCCUCUGGAGCAAACCGACUCAGCAGCCAUAGCAGCCGCUGAAGCACUUGCCAGUCUCACAGGAGGAGACGGAGAGGACAGUCGAGAGACCCCUUGCUCAUCUGAGAAGGUGAAGCCGGCGAAACAGGGGAGCAAAUUCAAACAACGCGGGGCCCACCAGUCCUCAAGAGUGGGCUCUCGGACACAGGCGGCCGCUGCGGACAGCUCCACAUCCGUGCACAGCACCGACAGGGAAGACGCAGACGAUAUGCAAGAAGCGGAGGAAGGCGACGAAUCGAUAUCGGGUUCGUCCUCCACCCCGAGCUCCUCGUUCCCGUCGGACAACGAGGACAACGACGACGGGGAGUGCGCCAUCGUGUCGGUGAAGAUGGCCCCGGAGAUGAGGCAGUCCGUGGCUCUCCUGGCACAGGUGCAGAUGAGGCUGGAGGCCCUUGAGAAAAAAGGCGCCCGGCUUCACCAGAAGCUGGAGUUGAAGAUCAGUCGUCAGCGGCGCCCGCAGUUGGAUCAGCGCAGCUCCAUCAUGAAAACCAUCCCUGGCUUCUGGGUGACGGCUCUGUUGAACCAUCCACAUCUUUCAGCACACAUUGACGAGACCGAUGAAGACGCUCUCAGCUACAUGACGGAUCUCGAGAUUGAGUCGUUCAAGAAUAACAAACUCGGCUACAGGAUCCGCUUCCACUUCAGACGAAACCCAUACUUCCAGAACAACAUCAUCAUGAAGGAGCUUCACCUUGGGAUGGGAGGAUCUCCCAUGUCCUUCUCCAACCCAAUCCUCUGGCAUCGUGGACACAACCUGACGGCCCACAGUGAACCCAGGAAGUCGUCACACGGUGUUUACCAGACCUUUUUCAGCUGGUUCGGUGACCAUAGCAACCCAGGACAAGAUGAUGUAGCACAGAUUCUUAAGGACGACCUGUUCAGAGACCCUCUGAGAUACUACCUCACUCCACUGUGGGAACCGAGGGAGAACGGCAGUGGUGGCAGCGGGGCCAGAGCAGCUGACAACGGUAAUGGAGACGAUUGUGUCGUGAUCUCUGACUCGGAUGAGGAGCCCGGGGAGGACGCUGGGGAGGCUGAACAAGGUCACAGUCGGGAGGAGGAGGAGGAGGAAGAGGAGGAUGAAGAGGAGGCGGCGGAGGAAGAAGAAGAGGAGGAGAAAGGGCCAAGCGCUGAUGAGAGCCCAGAGGAGGGCGAGGAGGAUGAUGCUGGAGAACUUGUGAUCGACGGCUCUGAUGACAGCGAACAGGACGAAGAGGAGGAGGCCUGAGAAGAGGAAGAGGAGGAGAAUUGGACCAGAGACCAGGAGGAUGAAGAGGACGCCUGGUUUGGAAGAGACCCAGAGCAAUUAAUUGUCAUUUUUAUGCACAGAAUAUCUGUUCUUUUUUUUUUUUUUGUUGUUGUUUUAUACCUAAAACAGGUAGAAACCAUUUUCAAUCAGGGUUAACUGUAAUAAUAAAGCCAAGGCAGCAUGUUUCCCCCUCUAUUUUAUACAGUCAGUGCUGUGUAUUCUGAUGUACUCUGAUUCACUCUUUUUGCAAAUUGUUGUUUUCUUAAUAAUCUGUUCUUCGGCAUGUUGUGCCUGUCGAUUCUCAUUCAAGUAGUGUUUCUCUGUCGAUGCGGAACAUACGGCAAAGCCUACACACAAACACACAUGCACACACACACACGGUGGGGAGAACAGGUGAGGGAUUGUUGCUACUUAUGGCAUAAUAAAUGUUCUUCAAAACAAAACAAAAAAAAUGCAGAAAGUUAAAGUGGCAUUAACAGCGGUCAUUUUAAAGGCGGUGAAUUAUGUCUGUUAUCAGAGUCGAGGUGUCAAAAGAUGAACUUGUCUAAAGCUAAAUUGAAAUAAUGAUGACCGUACAUUUCAGAUGCACUGAGCACUGAACCAAAAUUAGCUCUCAGGGAUGAUCAUGGUGGUAGUUUGAUUGAACGGACAUGACUGAUUUCCACACAUUCACACUCUCUGGUUGUUGUCGGCUGUGUAUAAGGAAACGUGUACUCUACUGUAGUAAUAGGACCAGAUAUUGUUUUUAAUAUGCUACCUGUGUUCUCCUUAACUCUAUGUUCAGUCUUCUCACACACAACUCCCCCCCCGACCCAUUUUAACCAAUCUCUGAUCUCUAAAUCACUGCGUACUUUGACCAAUGUGUCCGUGGAUCCCUUCCCCUGUUUUUUGUAACAUGCUCCUCCAAUAAGUAGUUUUGUAUUUUUCACCUCCGGAUUUUUAACUUACUUUGAUUUGCAUUCUGAAACAUUUACAAUUUGAGGUCAUGUCAUGUGUUUUUAAAGAUUUGUUGUGUAAUUGUUUUCUUUUUAAAAAAGACUGUAUUUAUUACAUUGCUUUUUCUUUUUUUUUCUUUUUUCUACAUGUCCACGUUAUGGCAUGCCUGUGAGCAUGAAGUGUAAGACGGGAUGAUUACAUUAAGGCUUUCGUUCUGUGCAGUGUCGGUAAAUGUCGUUUCACACACACCAACACCACGAGGUGCACUGUAACAAAACUCUAGUGUUUGUAUUUGCUUCCUUUUCUCAGCAGGUCCCUGUAAAUAAUAUUUCACCUCUGUCUUUUGGAUGAGACAAUUACACACGUUUCAUGGGUAAAUUUAUCAAAUAAUCUGGACUUUUUUCAUAAACAUGAUCAGAAAGGUAUAUUUUGUGUGCUGUGUUUUAUAGGACACCGUAGUUUAAGGAUACCUUCUUGUUUGUUGCUUUGGUUUGAUUUUGUUUGCUUAAAGAUAAAUGUCUACCUUUUGACUCGACCUAAUAAAAUAGGUAGUUGUUUCA
This is a messenger RNA of Labrus mixtus (cuckoo wrasse), 3223 nucleotides long. RefSeq names its product testis specific protein Y-linked (gene tspy). Gene Ontology annotation, biological process: nucleosome assembly. Gene Ontology annotation, cellular component: nucleus; chromatin. Lineage: Eukaryota; Metazoa; Chordata; Actinopteri; Labriformes; Labridae. The transcript is spliced from 8 exons. The coding region runs from base 42 to 1706 and encodes 554 amino acids. Gene Ontology annotation, molecular function: histone binding; chromatin binding. The record is from RefSeq and is a predicted model, not a curated record.